Molecule: messenger RNA, 5340 nt
Organism: Erpetoichthys calabaricus (reedfish)
Lineage: Eukaryota; Metazoa; Chordata; Cladistia; Polypteriformes; Polypteridae
Gene: stard8
Product: StAR-related lipid transfer (START) domain containing 8
Exons: 16
Coding region: 172-3549 (1125 amino acids)
Biological process (GO): regulation of Rho protein signal transduction; signal transduction; actin cytoskeleton organization
Molecular function (GO): lipid binding; GTPase activator activity; protein binding
Source: RefSeq, a predicted model, not a curated record
GCGGCAUAGGCGCCUGGGUGACAGUAACAUAAAGCAACUGGAGAGCGUGAGGGGGUCCGAACAAAUCCGUUUCGAGCCAGCACUGCUUUCUCUCUAAAGAGAAAAUGAAAACCCACCAUCAUGUCUCAAUGACAUAGCACUUUAUCAGGUGCUGACAGGCAGCCACCAGCAAUGGCACGAGAACAGCACCUGUGUGUGAACAGCCUGAAGCUAGACAACUGUGAACACGUAUGGCUUCCUCAAGAAAAUGUCACAGGUCUGAGUGGGCCGGUGCCCAGGAGACCCCGAAAGAUGCGGGUUAUCAAACACAAACCCAGUGCUAUUGUCUUCUCCAAGGGCUGCACUUGGGCAAUGGUGGAGAAGGCAUCCAUGAACAUCAUCGGAGAUCAGCACCUUGAGGAUUGCUCACCAAGUACUUCAACUUCCAAAGAAAAUGGAGAGCCAAGUGACUGCAGCUCAGCCUUCUAUCGAUGUUCCAUGACGCUGCCCUCUACGUGGGACACCAGGCAUGCAGAACUUGAAGCUAAAGAGGCCUGCGACUGGCUGCGAGCUGCCGGCUUUCCACAAUACGCCCAACUCUAUGAAGACUCCUGCUUUCCUAUUGACAUUACUUCUGUGAAAAAGGACCAUGAUUUUCUGGACCGGGAUUCAGUAAAGUCACUUUGCAGGAGACUGACAACACUGAACAAGUGUACCUCGAUGAAGCUGGAGGUGCAUUUUCAACGCAAGCAGAGUGAAGACUCGGAAGAAGAGGACGUUUGUGCCAUCAGUGACCGCUGGGCCUUCCAGCCAGACAGUAAGAGAUGGUCCAGGCUGGACUCCCUCUCCUCUCCCAGCUCCCCGGUAGUGCAGACCACUUUGAAGGCUUCGGCGAGCCGGGAGAGUGUCUUAAGUGACUUAAGUGACUUGGAGGCCACGUCCGUGCACAGUGGAAGCAGCACAAGGGGCAGCUCUGACAGCCAGGUCACCAUGGCCGAGGCCUACUCCACUCUAACCUCUCGUUGCUCCGAGUGCACGGCCGUGUCCAGUCCCCCCGUCCUGCAAGUGGCCGAGCCUUCCAAGCAGUUGCUCAUCGUGGAGGACCAAACAAAAAAGAGGUCCAUAAGCUUCCUGAGGAGAAUUGAUUCCUUCCGUAAGAAAGACAGGAACAAACGAACCUCUCAAAUGGCAAAACCCCAGCUCCCACUGCCAGAGUCAAGUGCCAGUCUACAGUGCACCAGCGACGAGAGCCUGCCAGGCUUAAAGCCCUCUGCAUUUGAGAGAGGUGGCUCCCUGUUCCGGAGAAAGAACAAGACUGUCUCCAAGACAGCAGCAAACCAUGAGAGGAAGGCUGUGUGUGGCAGCCCAGAGGUCAUCCCUCAGGGGCCCAGCUGGACAGCUCCACUGCACAACGGGACUGAUUUAACGGGAGACUCUGUCAUCCACCUUCCUCGAGAUCACAAACCUGGCACCUUCCCCAAAUCCCUUUCCAUUGAGAGCUUGUGUCCAACCCCAUCAGCAGAGCUGAGGAAGUGGCACCUAGACGACCCUUCGUUAGAGAUGUUGACACAGGACAGUGGUGGCUUGCAGGAGCUGGUCAGGUUCCGGCCACGCAGCAGCUCCUGCACUUCUCUUUGUAGCAUCUAUGACAACGUUCCCAUGGCACUUGGCUGCCCUGAGGAACUGCUUCAGCUGAACUCUGGUGACGUUUUCGAGCACCUUGACGACGUUCUGCAGCACAUUCACGGCCUGCAGAAAAAGAUUGACCGGUGGUCGAAGCGUGUCUGCCCCGAACUAGACGAAUCUGACAUUGACCUUGCAAGGGACAUGUCCAGCUUGCGCCUUGAGGAGCACUCCAUGUCGGAUGUGGGUACAGCUGCCAGCGACUUUGACAGCACUGCCAAUUCUCUAAAUGAAGCUGAGGACAUGGAGAUGAGGGAGCGUAGAGAUUCAGGAGUGGGAGCCUCCUUGACUCGGCCCAGCAGGAAGUUACGUUGGCACAGUUUCCAGAACUCGCACCGGCCAAGCCUCAACUCUGCAUCACUGGAGAUUAACCGGCAGUCUGCUGCCCAACUCAAUCUGCUGCAGAAGUUCUCCCUACUCCGUUUAACGGCCAUCAUGGAGAAGUAUUCUGCGUCCAGCAAGCAGGCAUGGAGCUGGACUGUACCAAAGUUCAUGAAGAGGAGCAAAGUGCCUGACUACAAGGACAAGAACGUUUUUGGGGUCCCGCCUAUUGUCAAUGUUCAACGCAGUGGGCAGCCACUUCCUCAGGGCAUUCAGCAAGCAAUGCGAUAUAUUCGAAGCCAGUGUCUGGACCAGGUUGGCAUCUUCAGGAAAUCGGGGGUGAAGUCCCGUAUACAGGCUCUGCGACAGAUGAAUGAGACCUCGCCAGACCGCGUGAGUUAUGAAGGCCAGUCAGCGUAUGAUGUGGCGGACAUGCUGAAGCAGUACUUCCGGGACCUUCCAGAGCCAAUCUUCACUGCCAAACUGACAGACACUUUCCUGCAGAUCUACCAGUGUGUUCCAAAGGAGCAACGUCUCCAGGCUGUCCAGGCAGCUGUCAUCCUUCUCCCAGAUGAGAACCGGGAGGUGCUACAGACCCUUUUGUACUUCCUGAGUGAUAUUGCCUCAGCCCAGGACAACCAGAUGACAGCAGGGAACCUGGCAGUGUGCCUGGCACCUUCCAUCUUUCAUCUGAAUAUCUGCAAGAAGGAAAACCUGUCCCCCAGGUUGGUACACAAGAGAGGCCACAUAGGCAAGCCAGACCAGAAGGACCUAAAUGACAACAUGGCAGCGACACAGGGACUGGGUCAUAUGAUCACUGAGUGCAAGAAACUCUUCCAGAUUCCCCAUGACAUGAUGCUACAGUCUCGGAACUCGUAUAUUGCAGCCGACGCUCACCCGCUACCCCUGAUGAAUGGUCUGGAGGACAGCAGGUGGAACUAUCAGGCCCUUCUGGAGGACGCUGUCCACGGUUUCUUGAAAGAAGCCUCAGAAAAGCUAAAGGGUUGGGUCAGUGUUCCUGGACCAGGCGCCACUGAAUUGGCAUACAAAAAGGUGGGAGAUGGGCACCCCAUUCGACUCUGGAAAGUCUGUACGGAAAUCGAGGCUCCACCAGCUGCUGUGCUGCACCGUCUGCUGCGAGAGCGCCAUCUCUGGGACGACGACUUACUGCACGUUAGAGUUCUUGAGUCGCUAGACAAGAACACCGAGAUUUUCCACUACGUUACCGACAGUAUGGCUCCUCUCCCUCGGCGAGACUUUGUGGUCCUGAGGACUUGGCGCAGUGACCUGCCGAAGGGGGCAUGUGUGUUGGCGGCCUCAUCUGUGGAGCACAGUGAACUGCUGCUGGAAGGUGGGGUGCGAGCUGUACUGCUGACCUGCCGCUAUCUUGUGGAGCCAAGUGGGACGGGCCGCUCACGUCUCACCUACAUGUGCCGGGCAGAUCUACGGGGGCGCUCUCCUGACUGGUAUAACAAGGUGUUUGGACAUCAGUGCUCAGUUGAAGUUUCCAGGAUUCGCGACUCAUUCCCUGUGCUGACUGCCCGUGGACCUGAGACCAAGGUGUAGAUCGCCCAGGCUGCUCACUGACAUAGGCAGCAUCAGGCAGGCUGACCUGUUAUGCCAUUCAUUAAGAGGCAUGAUGGAAAAAGUGGCAAGCCAGUCAUUGUAGUUGGUCAUAUUGGGAGCGGUUCUCUGACUUUGGUGCAGAGGUGGUCCCAAGUCAGCGGGUAUCUAGAGCACUUUCCUGGUCAUCGUGCUUAUUCUUCCUCAGGCACUUCACUGCAACAGUCAGCACCUUCUGUCUUUAAUGAGAAGCCCACUUAUGUCAUUGUAACGUGUGGGACCACAGUGUGAAACAUCUAAGUUCUGAAGUGGCUCUGGUGUUUUAUGAAGGUGUCUUCAAGGAACAGGCGUGGAUGCACCUCAUUUUAGCAAAAAAGAGGCGGUCAUUAUGUUUGCAUCUUCUCCACAAGAUGCAGAGAGCUAAUGAGGGGAGCUGUGUGGUCAGCCCUGUUUCAUCUGGAGCUAUCUGUGUGAUCAGCUUCCUCUUCCAGUUCUGUAUGGCCAGUCCUAUUAGGUUAGCUGUGUCAGAUUAUAAAACCGUUGGCCUCUUUAAACAUGUUUGGUGUGGACAUCAGAAUUCCACCAAGUGAAUGGGGUCAGUCAGGUGACCAAGCACGGUGUGAGCGUCAGUACUUAAGUGGGCCAGGAAAGCGGCACUGUUACGCUCAGCCAGUUCCACGUAGUCAUUAGUUUUCAUGCAGGGUGUGGUCAUCCUAUUUGUUGUCAUCAAGAGUGCCCUUAAUGGUGUGACUGAUCAGACCGAAGGUAUUGUUAAUGGACCAUGAGGUCAUUUGAGUUACUGUGAUUCGUCAAUGAAGUAAGCAACAACGACUGUGGUUAUUGGUCUUUGACGCAGCUACUGCGGUCCGUCAGAUUUGGCAUAUUUGACAUGGCUGCAGGGUUGCAGUAAAUGAAGCCUGAGAUCUCAGAAAAGUUAAUGCAGUCAUCGUAGCGUUCGUGACGGGCCGUGUUUGAGAAGUUACUUUUCAGACACGUCCUCCUGUACCUAAAGAGGUGUUCUAAGGAGAAAUGAACAUCUGUGAUUGUCUUUGAAAGUGAGCCAUUCUCUUGAAACAUAUUUAUUACACACUACACAUGUUUAGUCCAAACCCUCCAUCAAGCCCUGCUGGUGUGCUUUUACGUUUGCCCUUUUGUACCAAUGGAAACUGCAGUGAAGGUGCAGAACUCCUUUUGUCUUCCAUGGUGAUGGAGUGGGUGGGUGGGUGCCAAGUAGUGCAUGUGGCUGACUUUCAGACUUUGAAGGCCACAAGUGACAUCAUGGUGCUUCACUGUGAGAGGGUGGGAUUUUGUUUUUUCUUCUCCAGUUUUUGUGUGUUUGUUUCCAUUCAACAGUCAACAAGAGUGUGGUUAACAAAUAAAUUCCCAGUCCUGGCCAUUUUCCAUGUCACGCUUCUGCCUUUUCAGUCUCCAGUGUGGGCUGUCCACCUGAUGAAGAAGCCCUCAUUGGUUGCCCUUUCGGGGUUGGCACUGUGGCCGUGCCCAGUGGCUGGACAGUAUUACAUUCCUUACAUUUCUCAUAUUUGGUCCUUACAUUUUAUCAGAUGUCUUAUCUGUUGUGUUCCACUUUUAAAUACACUGUCCUCACUAGCUAGACGGAGGCACCGUUUUUUAUUGUUUAUUGUUAAUAUUAUUAUUUAAAGAUUGUAUUUAUAUUUCAAGCCUCAUUCUUGCAGUUUGUGUUUGCCUCAAAUGUCUAUGAAAUACGACAGAACCACAAGGGGGUUUCCAUCUUCUUGUAAUGAUAUAACAGAAAUAAACAUGUCUGGCUGCUUU